CUUGGCAAAUGUUUGGUAAAAUAUUUCAUAGGAGUACCGGAAACUGGAUUGUAGUGAUGCAACAAUUGCAAAAAAAAGUAUGAGUCCAAGAAGUAUUGUUACCCGUGUCUCAACUGUACUCGUAUGUUAUUUGAUCGUGGAAAGGGCCUUGAAGGUAUUAUAAGGUAUUCUUAUUAUGUUCAAAGUAAAUUUGAGUUCAAUGGAAAAUUUGUUUAUGACCUUGUUCUUCAACAGGGGUAUAAAUUAUAUUCAAUGUGUACUAAUUCAACUGAGUGUGUAUUUAUCAAAGAGGGAGACUGUUUUUAUGUUAGGGAACUAAUUGUGAAAAUACCACAGAGAGAUGUUAUCACCAAUUAUGUUUCUAGCCGAAUGUUGUUUGAUCGAGGAAAAAUGUUUGAAACCUGGUUUUGGAAUUCCUUGUCGGAGUGUUUAGAUGGCUAUUAUUCAAAUAUAUAUCAGCAUCAGGCUUAUACGAGAGUUAUCGAAUGUUGGUUGGUUCUUAUGUGUGCUGGUAGGGAAGAAUGCUCUUAUUGUAUCCUUAUUUUUACUGGAAGAGUAAUUGAUAGAGGAAGGAUGUUUGGAUUGAGAAGGAGAUCUUCUUAUUAUGCAAGCAUCAGCUCAGCAUUUUGUGCUUUUAUUCUUACUUCUCGGAUAGUAGCUCUUAGUAUAUCGGUUCUAAGGUAUACUUAUGAUUGGAAAUUUUUAUAUGAAAUUAUUCUUAAACUUGGGUACUUACUCGAAUUUUUGUUUGCGAGUUUAAUGGUAAUUUUGAGUGCAGAAGAUGGUGGUAGUGGUGCUGCUAGAAAGCUGUCUUACAAAAUGCAGCUACAAUGUGAUAGUCUCCUGACCACUAACUUGAGUUUUCAGAUGUCAAGGCAAGAUUUGCAGCAUUAGCUUCUGAGUGCACAACUGUUGGUGGAUGAUUGCAACUCUCUUGUAUAUAUGAUCGUGGCCUGGAUGGUAUUCAUGAAGGUAGAGAAUCUCUCAAAAGACGGUGUUAUAAUUCUAGUGUGGACGCUGAUCAUUCUAAGGAAGUAUAAUUGUUUGGUUUUCUCAUCUCAGUUUGGCUUCACUGUGUUGUUUCUCGGAUUAUGAAGUAUGGGAAUUGGCAGUGGUUAUAUACUGAAUAUUGUUGAGUUUUAUCUGGAAGUACCUAGCUCUAUGCGCUGUGGGGGUAAUAGAUGGUGUUCCGAAUGGAAGGACUUACUUUUAUGAGUGGUGGGAAUCAUGGAGAUACUCAUAGUGUUGAAUGGCGAUGAGAGCAAAAUACAAGAGCUGUUGGAAGAAGGAAGGUCAUUUAGUGCUGGUGAUGAGAGUGGGAAAAUAUCAUCUUGUGCUUCAGGUCUAGCAAAAGCUAGUGGUGGAGAAGUUCAACCCUUAUGGGCCUGGGAAAUAACUGAAAUAUGGAUAGACAGUGCAAGUAUUAUUCAAGUCUAUAAAAUCGUGCUCUCUGAAGCUACUGUUAUUCAAGUCUACAGUUGGAAGAAGGAAGGUCAUUUAGUGCUGGUGAUGAGAGUGGGAAAAUAUCAGCUUGUGCUUCAGGUGUAGCAAGAGCUGGUGGUGGAGAAGUUCAACCCUUGUGGGCCUGGGAAAUAACUGAAAUCUGGAUAGACAGUGCAAGUGUUAUUCUAGUCUGAUAUUUUAAAAUUUGGAAAAAUAAACACAACACAGAGCAGUUUAUUGAUUGUUGUUGCAGUGGGAAUAAUGACCAAGUUUGUUCCUUACAGUUCACAAGCAGAUCAGUUGUGGUGGGCCUUGGUGUUAAAAAUGAGAAUGGUCGCAAUUCUUACUGUGCUCGAGAAGAAGCUACAACAACAGUGUUUUUCAUCCACCUUGCUUAUUUUCUACCUUCCAUCCUUGAGGAAAAGGAUAAUUUGGAGGAGUGGGUAUUUUUCAUGGACCUACAUGAGGCAGACCAUCCUGGUUAUGGGUAGGACCUAUCUAGUUAUGAGCCAGGUGCCGUUAGUAGUUCUAGUUAUUGUUAAUCAUGUGAGUGGCUCGUGUUGUGCACAAUAGUAGUGUGUCAUCCAGCCUUAUAUAUGGACUGUUG
Molecule: messenger RNA, 2050 nt
Organism: Papaver somniferum (opium poppy)
Lineage: Eukaryota; Viridiplantae; Streptophyta; Magnoliopsida; Ranunculales; Papaveraceae
Exons: 2
Coding region: 124-894 (256 amino acids)
Source: RefSeq, a predicted model, not a curated record